AAAAUGACGCAUUGGACGAGAUAAUAACACCGGGAAGCCCAUCAGAUAACCCAGAUCGUGAAAUAAUCGAUCCCAAAAUCUUAGAAAUCAACCAACAGUUGCAGAACUCUUGGAAACGGCGAAACAGAAGAAUCGAU
Ambispora gerdemannii is the source of this 137-nucleotide messenger RNA. The record is from the annotation of a GenBank genome assembly. Lineage: Eukaryota; Fungi; Glomeromycota; Glomeromycetes; Archaeosporales; Ambisporaceae.